Messenger RNA from Carica papaya (papaya), 4867 nucleotides. RefSeq names its product Plant regulator RWP-RK family protein. The record is from RefSeq and is a predicted model, not a curated record. NCBI's taxonomy places the organism in Eukaryota, Viridiplantae, Streptophyta, Magnoliopsida, Brassicales, Caricaceae. Gene Ontology annotation, molecular function: DNA-binding transcription factor activity; protein binding.
CCAAACAAACCAAGUGAACAAGAAAAAGGAGGAGCCAAACGAACCCCUUUCUAUCCCGCUCUGCUACUCAAUUAAUGGCAACAGUAAGCUUACUACAUCACUAGUUCCGUAGCUAACUGCUCCGGCCUUCAAGAGAUCUUUAUUUUCCCAAUUAUAGUAAAGCGAACACCGUCCGUGCAGAACCGCCACCGGUCACUCGUUUCUCUAGGGUUUCCUUUCAAUGGUGGUAAUUAUAAUUGGGGAGUUUAGAUAAAGCAGUGAAGUUUAUGUCUCUAGAUUGGUCCUCUUGCUUAGCUGUUUCUGCUGAUUAGGCAGAUGGCAGAGUUCCAAGGAGAAUCGGGCACUCAGGUCGGUGGAUUUUGGGUUUCUUUGAUUCGGAUUUCGUGUGUGUUUUCGUGUUGAAAUUCGGCGUUUCAUUUCGCUUGAAUUUCAUUUGAAUUAUAACAGUUCAAUGCUUCUUACGCUAAUUCUGGGAACAGUCAUUUCCGUAAGCAUUUAGCUGAAGUGCCUGUACGUGUUUCUCUUAUGCGGGGAAAGAGGACACCUGUGCUUCUGAUGUUUGCAUUGGGCCCUGAACUCGAUUCAGUUCUUUCAUAUAUAUAUAAUUUUUAAUUUUCACCGGGAUUUAUUACAAUUUGUUGUUUGUUUGGUUAUUUUUUAUCUACUAUCCAUAUAACUGCAUACACGUGUGUAUAAACUGGGAUGAUAUGUACUUGGGUACCGGAGGAUGGGGAUGAGGUGGGUUUUGUUACUUUUUGCUGAUUGAGAGCCGUGGACUCUUGUUUUUUGCUGCAGUAAUUUGCGGCGGCUUCGGCGGAAGAGUGAGGUUUUUCUUUGGUGAGGUCAGUAUGUGUAAUCCUUUUAGCUGAUUAUAGGAAGAACGUCAUAUUUGAAUUAUGAUAUCUGCAUGGUGAUUCGUUCUCAAUUUCUCUGCUAUGCUUGGCUUAUUCUAUAUAUAGAGAUUAAAGCCCUGACUUGGCGCUGUUGUGGUGCUUCCUUCUUAGUGCAGCUUCACUAGAGAGAAGUCUGGUUUUUUGGUGAGACCCCAGUUAAUGCUUUGCGAGAGUUGAUAGGAUUUAAGUGCAUAUUGAAAGGUGGAUGAAUUUCAUGGUUAAAUUCAAGGUUUUUCCCAAGUUUGAGGAGGGAGAUUGUAAGGGGGAGAGGGUUGAUUCGAUUUGGUAUUUGUUGAUAAAACUCUAGCGACUGUUUUCUGGGGUGCCAAAGUUAGUUGUUUGAUUUGAACAACAAUGGAUUGCCCCUUUUCGUCUAAAUAAAAGGGGAUUAGUUAUUGGACUUCUCCAAGAGCGCAGAUGGAGGGUUGGGUAUUGACGGAUGGUAGCAUUAAAAAUUCCAUUUCGGAAGAUCCACUUAUCAACAUAUCAGAACUCAUGAAUUUUGACACUUAUGCUGGAUGGUGCAACAGCCCAUCAGCGCCAGACCAGAUGUCCACCUCCCAUGGGUUAUCAACCAUGCCAUCUGUGCCUUACUCAUCUUUUGAUUCCUUAAAUUUCAGUGCUCAAAAUUCUGCUGCUCUUCCUGAUAGGGCUGGUACAUUUAAUGGAAUGGAGUUUUCUUACAGUUGUGAAGAUAGAUUGGUGGUUCUUCCUGGAGACUCUCAGGUUGGUUGCUCAUUAAAUUCUACCGAUGCAGAUGAUUCAGGUGCUAAGCAAGGUAAUGGUAGUUACGGACAAAGCCUCGCUUCAGAUAAAGCAAUGUGUAUGAUUUCUAGGUCAGUUGGUCGAACCCUUGACGAGAGGAUGCUUAGGGCAUUGUCCUUGUUCAAGGAUUCAUCUGGGGGAGGCAUUUUGGCACAAGUCUGGGUUCCUGUUAAGCUUGGAGAUCAGUUCAUGCUAAGCACUUCUGAUCAACCCUACUUGCUUGAUCAAAUGCUUACUGGUUAUCGUGAAGUGUCUAGGAAAUUUACCUUCUCUGCAGAGAUGAAGGAAGGUUCCUUCCUGGGACUUCCUGGUCGUGUAUUUAGUUCUAGAGUUCCUGAGUGGACUUCCAAUGUCAGUUAUUACAAUAAGGCUGAGUAUUUGCGUGGAAAAUAUGCUGCUGAUCAUGAAGUCCGUGGUUCUCUCGCCUUACCAGUCUUUGAUGUUCCUGACAUGUACUGUUGUGCUGUUCUGGAACUUGUAACUGUGAAAGAAAAACCGAAUUUUGAUUCAGAGAUGGAAAGUGUCUGCAAUGCUCUUGAGGCUGUGAAUUUAAGGACCACUCUUUCUCCUCGGCUUCUUCCCCAGUGCCUCUCAAGGAACCAGAGAGCUGCCUUAGCUGAAAUAGCUAAUGUUUUGCGAGCAGUAUGUCAUGCACAUAGAUUGCCAUUGGCUUUGACAUGGAUUCCCUGCUGUUACUCUGAGAGAGAUGUGGAUGAUAUCAUAAAAGUGCGUGUGAGAGGUGGUAAUACAAAUUCAAAUGGAAGAUGCAUUCUAUGCAUUGAAGAAACAGCUUGUUACGUGAAUCACAAGGACAUGGAAGGAUUUGUGCAUGCAUGUUCUGAAUGUUGUCUUGUGGAGGGGCAAGGUAUUGCUGGAAAGGCUCUUACUUCAAAUCAUCCAUUCUUCUCUGCCGAUGUAAAAGCAUAUGAUAUAAGUGAAUAUUCGCUUGUCCAUCAUGCCCGGAAGUUUGCACUGAAUGCUGCAGUUGCAAUUAGGCUGAGGAGCACCUACACUGGUGAUGAUGAUUACAUUCUAGAGUUUUUUCUGCCUAUCAAUAUGAAAGGGAGUUCUGAACAGCAGCUUUUGUUGAACAACCUCUCGGGAACUUUGCAGAGAAUCUGCAGCAGUUUGAGAAGGGUUUCAGAUGCAGAAUUAAUCAGCACAGAAGGUGCUGAAGCUGGGUUUCAGAAGGGAAUGGAUCCAAACUUCCUGCCAGUGGCUAUGUCUAGAAGGAGCUCUCAAUCGGCUUUGUCAACUAGUGAUUUGAGCUCAGCUGAUAGAAUGCCUUCAAGCAUGACCGAUACAGAAGCCGAUGCAAUGGGAGCUGAUGGUCCUUGUGACCAGGCGAUGACUGGUUAUAGAAAACAGCAGGAGAAAAAGAAAAGUACAGCAGAGAAGAAUGUCAGUUUGAGUGUUCUACAACAGUAUUUUUCUGGUAGCCUCAAGGAUGCUGCAAAAAGCAUUGGUGUUUGUCCCACAACACUGAAAAGGAUAUGCAGGCAACAUGGGAUCUCUAGGUGGCCGUCUCGCAAGAUUAACAAGGUGAAUCGUUCGUUGAGGAAAAUACAGACUGUGCUUGAUUCUGUUCAGGGGGUGGAAGGAGGAUUGAAGUUUGAUCCAGCAACAGGGGGUUUUGUGCCAGCAGGAUCUGUCAUUCAAGACUUUGAUGUACGAAAGAAUCUUAUAUUCUCUGAAAAAAAUUUGUCUGUGAGAAACCCUGAGACCAUGAGCCAGGGAGCCUUUCUGGUACCUUCAGCCCCUUGCCCUGAUGGUGAGAAAUUUAUAGUUAAAUUGGAGGAAGAUGAGUGCUCUAUGGGGGGAAAUCAAGUAGGCCCCGUACAGAGUAUGCUCAUUCCCAAUACUUAUAAGGGGGAAACAGAAAAGUCAGUGACCAUGCCUGUGAUAGAUUGUAGCGAAGACUCCAAGUCAGUGGCUGUGAAUGCACGCUCAUUCGAAGGGUCUAACCUCGGCUCUCAGGCUUGGGCUUUCCAAGAAAAUGUCUCGUCGGCCUCUUUUGUCACAAAAGAAGAUAAAAAUUGGGUUUGCCACUUCGUGUCUGAGAGCUCAAAGUCAUUGGCUGCUGCAGAUGAUAUGGAUACCAGAAUGGAAGCUGAUGAUGGAAAUAUUGAACAUAACCAGCCUAGUUGUUCAAGUAUGACAGAUUCAUCGAAUGGCUCAGGUUCAUUGGUGCAUGCCAGUUCAUCAAGUUAUCUGAGCUUUGAGGAGGGGAAGCAUUCAAAGGUCAAGGUAAACUGUGGAGAGAGCGGAUCCAAAAUCACUGUCAAAGCUAGUUAUAGAGAGGACACAAUUCGAUUCAAGUUUGACCCUUGUGCAGGGUUUUUUCAACUGUACGAGGAAGUAGGGAAGAGGUUCAAAUUGCAAAGUGGAACAUUCCAGCUCAAGUACCUGGAUGACGAGGAGGAGUGGGUGAUGUUGGUAAAUGACUCGGAUUUACAAGAGUGUCUUGAGAUACUGGAUGAUAUCGGGAAACGCAGUGUGAAGUUCCUUGUUCGUGAUUUGCCUUGUCCUAUGGGCAGCUCAGGCAGCAGCAAUUGCUUUCUGGGCACUGGCUCAUAGUAGAUGGAUGUUACAUUAUCAUUGGAGGACUCAAAUCAGUCUACUUCCAAGACUAGUUUGUUGGGUCCGUCCUCGUGAUUUCUACAUGCUCCUCACAGGGGUGUAAAGUGGCGUAAGCUUUUUAUGCAUUUGCACCUGAGUACUUCCUCAAAUUAUGCAAUUCCAGGAAAAAAAAAGGGAGACCUUGUACUGUUUUUAGAGCUACACAGCUACCACCAUUUCGGUAUGAUGGGAUGGUUAAAGAACACAUCUUUAUGUCCUGGCACAAGUUGAUGUUGCAAGAUUACGGAGGAAAGAAGGAAGAUGAUGUGAAACUAUCAAAAUACAUAUGUAGUCAAUAUGUUUGUAUAGGUCUGUGUGUAUAUAUAUAUAUAUAUAUAUAUAGUAUAAGAGGCAGUAGAAAUGCAAGCUUUUUAUAGGUACUGAAGAUUGAGGACUCUGCAUUGACCUUAAUCACAACCUGUAUAUCCAUUUUAUACGAGUCAUUGUUAAAAGUAGAAAAUUUCCUUGCUUGUAGAUGUAAUAAUAGUUGCUGUUUUCCUGACUUGGCAGCUUGUAUGAGAGUUACUGUGAUGUGAUAUGUAUGCAUGGUUGCAUUUGCAUGUCUUGAAUGGAGGCACUUUGGUGAAUGA